GGCAAAUAUAAAUAAUUAUUUAAUUAGUUGUAUAUUAUAAUAAAUGUAUUUGAGAAACUAAAAAUGGAUAUAGGCUAUAAAGUGAAAUCAAAAAAUCCCAAGGAAGACGUAAAUUUUAUUUCAAAAUUAAUUUUCUGGUGGAUGGUGAGUACUGUCAGAAAAGGAGCAGUGGAAUUAUCAGAUUUAUUCAAACCUCUAGACAAAGAUAAUUCGAGAAAAGUGACAGAUCGUCUAGAAUUAAAAUGGGAAAACGAGGUGCGCAGAGCUCGAAAAGAAAAUUCUACCCCGAGCUUUUUAAAAGCUCUGACCAAAGUAUUUUUUCUUGAAUUCAUGUUUUUUGGCGUUCUUUGGUUUAUUUUAUUUGUAGGCAUUAAAUGUGCUUUGCCUCUAGUUCUUGCAAGAUUAAUAUCACUUUAUGCAGACGCUUACACUGAAGAGAGAAAAAUAGACUAUUACUCAACUAGUGCUGUAUUGCUUGGAUUAAUAAUACUGUCUAUUUUCUUUUUUAAUCAUCUAUUAUUUGGAUUGUCUGCUAUAGGAAUGAGAAUGAGGAUAGCUUCUUCGUCGUUGGUGUAUCGCAAGAUAACCAAAUUGAGCCACAAAGCUCUCGGGCAAACAGCAGCUGGCCAAAUUGUCAACUUGUUGUCAAACGAUGUAAGUCGCUUUGAUCAAUCAAUGCAUUAUCUCCAUUCCCUCUGGGUCAUGCCCUUUCAGGCGAUGCUUAUGUCAUACAUAAUCUGGCAACAAGUUGGGAUCUCUGCCCUUGCUGGGAUUUUUUCAAUGUUGAUUGUCAGUUUGCCGGUGCAAAUAUACGUAGGAAAAUUAAUGGGAAAAAUUCGCGCCAGCAUUUCAACGAGAACCGACAAAAGAGUCAAACUGAUGAGCGAAAUUAUUUCCGGAAUUCAAGUAAUAAAAAUGUACGCUUGGGAGAAAUCAUUUGAAAAAAUUGUAAAAAUGGCCAGAUUAGAUGAAGUGAAACGGAUUUCAAACGCGUCUCAACUAAGAGGAGUUUUUUCCACUUGCGUAGUCAUUCUUGAGAGAUCUUCGUUGUUUUUCACUAUAAUUUGCUUCGUUUUACAAGGAAACCUGAUAACUGCAGAUAUAGUAUUCUCCCUAGCACAAGCAUUCAAUAUUCUCCAGCUAGGUAUGGCCGGUUUCUUUUCAUGGGCCAUAGGCAUUGGUGCCGAAACCUUAAUCUCAGUCCAGAGGCUUCAAGAUUUUUUGAUUUUGGAGGAGCGAGAAGAAAGUACGAUAGAAGAAAUAAAACAAAGCGGGAUAAUAAUGCUCAACGUCAAUGCUUCUUGGAGAGGAUCUGGUUCAAGAACAUUGGGGGAUAUAAUGUUACAAAUCGCACCAGGUACACUUUGUGCUGUUGUUGGACCAGUUGGUGCUGGAAAGAGUUCUUUAUUGCAACUUCUUCUGGGAGAACUCCCAUCAACAACAGGAAGAAUUCAAAUGGGAAAAUAUGUAUCAUACUGCUCGCAGGAUCCCUGGCUUUUUCAAUCUACAGUACGGAACAACAUCCUCUUUGGGCAAUUUUAUAAUAAAGAUUUGUAUGAUAAAGUUGUUAAAGUUUGCGCAUUGGAACGGGAUUUUGAACAGUUUCCUAAUGGCGAUAAAACCGUUGUCAGUGAACGUGGCGUUUCUUUGAGCGGUGGACAAAGAGCUAGAAUAAACUUGGCAAGAGCCAUUUACAGACAAGCUGAUAUCUAUCUAUUGGACGAUCCUUUAUCAGCCGUUGACGCUCAUGUUGGAAAACAUUUAUUUGAAGAAUGUAUCAAUAAGCACUUGAAAGGUAAAACGAGAGUUUUGGUCACCCAUCAGUUGCAAUAUUUGAAAGAGGCACAUCUAAUAGUGGUUCUUAACGAAGGCCAAAUUGAAGCUCAAGGUACUUUUGAGGAACUAAGUAACAGCAAACUUGACUUUACCAAAAUGUUAUCGCAAGUAGUACAACCUGCCGAUAAAAAUAAAGAUGGAGAGUCGGAAAUUAUUGUUACGGGACAUUCUAUUACUAGUAAACAUGGUUUAACGUUAUCACUCAUAUCAAGCGACAUAUCUCAAAGCGUGGAUGUUUUUCCACAACAAAACCAAGAAGUGAUCGAGGAGGAAUCAGCAAGUGAUCCUAAUAGUAAACCCUUCAAAGACUACGUGUUAGCUAGUAAAAACAUCUGCCUUUUAGUGAUUCUAAUUUUAAUGCUAAUCGUAGCUCAAGCUCUUUGUGCAAGUGCAGACUUUUGGGUGGCCUUUUGGACUCAACAAGAAAAGAUACGUCAUACAAACAACACAAGUAUUUUAGAAUCAUCGCUGGCUGAAGAUGUACAAAUCCACACAUUAAAUGACUCCAAUACUCAAACGCUACAAAACUAUAUCUACAAUGUUUCUCUACCAAUUCCUUACAGUUUCUCAUUCAAUGACAUUUUCGAUUACAUUCGAAUCGACAACGAUGUUUAUAAAGUUAUCAAAACUAAUUACGCGAUGUAUUUCUAUGGAAUUCUGAUAGCAGGAGCGACUAUAUUCACUUUAGUUCGAUCGAUAUUGUUCUUCAAAAUGUGCAUGAUGUCAUCCGUGAAUUUACAUUCGAAGAUAUUUCACUCUUUGUUACAAGCACCGAUGAAGUUUUUUAAUAUUACACCUAGUGGAAGGAUCUUAAAUAGAGUUUCGAAAGACAUUGGAGCGAUAGAUGAAGUUUUACCCAGAGAGUUGUUGGAAUCUUUACAGAUAUUUUUGGUAAUGGGUGGUAUCAUGGUGAACGUUGCUGUUUCCAAUCAUUAUUCCAUGGUAGCUAUGGCUGUGUUAGGCAUCACAUUAUUCAAAAUGAGUACUAGCUACAUAUCCACAGCGAAGUCUUUAAAACAUUUAGAAGCAAAAACAAAAUCACCAGUAUAUUCGCAUAUAAAUUCGACAAUCAAUGGAAUUUAUACAAUUAGAGCUUCAAAGGUUGAAGAUAUUUUAAUAGACGAAUUCGAUCAUCACCAAGACGUACAUACAUCAGCUUGGUACUUGCUUCUUGGAUGUAUGUCUGCUUUCUCUCUUUGGAUUGACAUUAUAUGUGUUAUAUUUAUAGCUUGCAUCAUCUUUAGUUUCGUUGUUAUACAUUCCUAUUCACCUGUGAGUAGUAGUUUGGUAGGUCUUGCUAUUGCCCAAUCCAUGGUUCUUACUGCCAUGGUCCAGUACGGUCUACGCCAGGCAGCUGAAGUCAUUACUCAACUAACCAGCGUGGAAAGAGUUAUGGAGUACACUAAGAUCGAUACUGAAGGCCCAUUUGAUACUCCAGAAGAAUAUAUUCCAAAAGGACCUUGGCCUACAAAUGGAAUGAUAUAUUUUCAAAACGUUUCUCUAAAAUAUGGUGAAAAUGAACCACCAGUUUUAAAAAAUUUAAAUUUCUCGCUCAAACCUGGAGAAAAGAUUGGUAUUGUGGGACGGACUGGGGCUGGAAAAUCGUCUCUAUUAGCUGCAUUAUUCCGUCUAACAUCUUUUGAUGGCGCUAUCUACAUAGACGGAGAAAACACUAAAAAUUUAGGACUGAGCGAACUGAGAAAACAUAUAUCUAUAAUACCCCAGGAACCAGUUUUAUUUUCAGCCACUUUGAGAUACAAUUUGGAUCCUUUUGAUGAGUUUGAUGACGAUCAGAUAUGGAAUGUUUUAGAACAAGUCGAAUUGAAAGAGAAUAUAGAAAGUUUAGACUACAUGGUUGCAGAAGGUGGUACCAACUUUAGUAUAGGGCAAAGACAGUUGAUUUGUUUGGCCAGAGCAGCUUUAAGGAAUAAUAAAAUUCUAGUUCUAGAUGAAGCCACGGCAAAUGUUGACCCGAGGACUGACUUAUUCAUCCAAUCAAAAAUACGUGAAAAAUUUACUGACUGUACAGUUCUCACCAUCGCCCACAGACUAAAUACCAUCAUGGAUUCUGAUAAAGUUUUAGUCAUGAGUUUUGGAAAUAUGGUAGAAUUCGACCAUCCGCAUAAACUUCUGCAAAUGCCAGAAGGACAUUUUAGUAAAUUGAUCAUGGAAACUGGACAAUCGAUGGCUAUGCAACUUAGGGAUAUAGCAAUGGGGGCUUAUUCUAAUGAAAUUGAGCUAAGUUAAAUAGUUUCUUAAAAGUCGUUUUGAGAUAAA
Messenger RNA from Psylliodes chrysocephalus, 4113 nucleotides. NCBI's taxonomy places the organism in Eukaryota, Metazoa, Arthropoda, Insecta, Coleoptera, Chrysomelidae. The record is from the annotation of a GenBank genome assembly.